AGUCGCAGUCGGGAGCCUCGGAGCCGCCGCCGCAAUGGGGAUGUCCAAGUCACGGGGUUGCUUUGGGUACCCCCUCAGCAUCCUCUUCAUCGUGGUCAAUGAAUUCUGUGAAAGAUUCUCCUACUAUGGAAUGCGAGCACUGCUGGUUCUGUACUUCAGAAACUUCCUUGCCUGGGACGAUGAUCUGUCCACGGCCGUCUACCACACCUUUGUUGCCCUGUGCUACCUGACUCCAAUUCUCGGAGCUCUGAUCGCAGACUCAUGGCUGGGGAAGUUCAAGACAAUUGUCUCAUUAUCCAUCGUCUACACUAUUGGGCAAGCAGUCAUCUCGGUCAGCUCAAUUAAUGACCUCACCGACCACGACCACGACGGCACCCCCAACAGCCUUCCCGUGCACGUAGCACUGUCCAUGAUCGGCCUGGCCCUCAUCGCCCUCGGCACCGGAGGAAUCAAGCCCUGCGUGUCCGCUUUUGGGGGAGAUCAGUUUGAAGAGGGUCAGGAGAAACAGAGAAACAGGUUCUUUUCCAUCUUUUAUUUGGCUAUCAAUGCUGGAAGCCUGAUCUCCACCAUCGUCACACCCAUACUUAGAGUUCAACAGUGUGGAAUCCACAGUCAACAAGCUUGUUACCCACUGGCCUUUGGGGUUCCGGCAGCUCUCAUGGCUGUUGCCCUAAUUGUGUUCGUCCUCGGCAGUAGAAUGUACAAGAAGUUCCAGCCCCAGGGCAACAUCAUGGGCAAAGUGGCCAAGUGCAUUGGUUUUGCCAUCAAAAACAGGUUUAGGCACCGAAGUAAAGCAUAUCCCAAGAGGGAACACUGGCUGGACUGGGCUAAAGAGAAAUACGACGAGCGGCUCAUCUCACAGAUCAAGAUGGUCACAAGAGUGAUGUUUCUGUACAUUCCACUCCCCAUGUUCUGGGCCUUGUUCGAUCAGCAGGGCUCCAGAUGGACACUGCAGGCAACGACCAUGUCAGGGAAGAUUGGAACAAUUGAAAUCCAGCCGGACCAGAUGCAGACGGUGAAUGCCAUCCUGAUUGUAAUCAUGGUCCCCAUCGUGGACGCUGUGGUGUACCCUCUUAUUGCAAAAUGUGGCUUAAAUUUCACCUCCCUGAAGAAGAUGACGGUCGGCAUGUUCCUGGCUUCCAUGGCCUUUGUGGCGGCUGCAGUUGUACAAUUAGAGAUCGAUAAAACUCUUCCAGUCUUCCCUGGUGGAAACCAAGUCCAAAUUAAGGUCUUGAAUAUAGGGAACCAUAACAUGACUGUGUAUUUCCCUGGAGAGACUGUGACUCUGGGCCAGAUGUCUCAAACAAACAACUUCAUGACUUUUGAGGCGGACAAGCUGACAAGCAUAAACCUGACUUCCCCCGGAUCCCCAGUCACUGCAGUAACGCACAGGUUUGAGCAAGGCCAUCGCCACACCCUUCUAGUGUGGGGCCCCGAGCAGUACCGCGUGGUAAAAGAUGGGCUUAACCAGAAGCCAGAAAAGGGAGAAAAUGGAAUCAGAUUUGUCAACACCCUUACGGAGAUGGUCACCAUCGAAAUGAGUGGAAAACUGUAUGAAAAUGUCACCAGUUACAAUGCCAGCAAUUACCAGUUUUUUCCUUCUGGUGUCAAAGACUUCACAAUAAACUCCUCCGAGGUUGCCCCAAGCUGUUCAAGUGGCUUUAAAUCUUCCAACCUUGACUUUGGCAGCGCAUAUACCUAUGUGAUCCGAAAGGCGGGUGAUGGCUGCCUGGAGGUGAAGGAGUUUGAAGACAUCCCACCCAACACGGUGAACAUGGCUCUGCAAAUCCCACAGUACUUCCUUCUCACCUGUGGCGAGGUGGUCUUCUCCGUGACGGGACUGGAGUUCUCGUAUUCCCAGGCCCCGUCCAACAUGAAGUCUGUGCUUCAGGCAGGCUGGCUUCUGACCGUGGCCGUUGGCAACAUCAUCGUGCUCAUUGUCGCGGGGGUAGGCCACUUCCCCGAACAGUGGGCUGAGUACAUCCUGUUCGCCUCACUGCUCCUGGUGGUCUGUGUCAUCUUCGCCGUCAUGGCCCGGUUCUACACCUACGUCAACCCCGCAGAGAUUGAGGCACAGUUUGAUGAGGAUGAGAAGAAAGAGGGUGUUGGAAAGGACAACCCGUAUGCUGAGGUGGAACCUGUCUCCCAGACAAGCAUGUGAGGGUCAGAAGGCAAGCGGGAACGCGCAGUCCAGCAAGCUCCCUGAGUUCUGCCGCAAGGGACAGGGCACUCAU
Acomys russatus (golden spiny mouse) is the source of this 2234-nucleotide messenger RNA. RefSeq names its product solute carrier family 15 member 1 (gene Slc15a1). Gene Ontology annotation, cellular component: membrane. Gene Ontology annotation, molecular function: dipeptide transmembrane transporter activity. The record is from RefSeq and is a predicted model, not a curated record. The transcript has 23 exons. NCBI's taxonomy places the organism in Eukaryota, Metazoa, Chordata, Mammalia, Rodentia, Muridae. Gene Ontology annotation, biological process: transmembrane transport; oligopeptide transport. Bases 35 to 2161 code for a protein of 708 amino acids.